Exophiala bonariae is the source of this 570-nucleotide messenger RNA. RefSeq lists its product as uncharacterized. The record is from RefSeq and is a predicted model, not a curated record. Bases 1 to 570 code for a protein of 189 amino acids. Lineage: Eukaryota; Fungi; Ascomycota; Eurotiomycetes; Chaetothyriales; Herpotrichiellaceae. The transcript is spliced from 3 exons.
AUGCGCUUCUUCACUCUUUUCGCCACAUUCGGGCUCGCGGCUCUUGUCGCAGCACAAGACACAAACUCCACUGGAACUGCUACAGGAACCGCCACUGGUAGCGCCGCAUCCGCGUCAACGUCCUUGGAUCCUCAGAUCAGAUGUCUGCAAAAGUGUGGUUCCGCCGAUGUGUGCUGUCAAGCAGCCUGUGUCAAUGUGCCUUGCCCCAGCCAGCUGCAAGCCAAUGCAACCACUGAAUGCGCCGCUCAAUGUCCUCAAGGAAAUGGCACAGCAGCCGAAACCGAAGAAUAUGCCGAGUGCCAGGCUGCUUGUAUCAGCGCCAACUUCCUCACAAACUCUGCGACAGCCACAGCCACUCCCACUGGAGAUGCUGCAGCUUCCACCGGAUCGGCCUCGUUCGGAGAUGGUGCAGCGACCACGACUGGUGCAUCAGGUUCAGGAAAUGGUGCAGCCUCGAGUACAUCUGGUUCAUCCGGCGCCGCACAAACUGGCAACGGUGCAGACAGUCUGCAUGUUGGAGCUGUGGGACUCGGAUUCCUGAGUCUGGUCGUCGCGGGGAUGGCCUUGUAA